Molecule: messenger RNA, 1719 nt
Organism: Fukomys damarensis (Damara mole-rat)
Lineage: Eukaryota; Metazoa; Chordata; Mammalia; Rodentia; Bathyergidae
Gene: Rcc1l
Product: RCC1 like
Exons: 11
Coding region: 121-1116 (331 amino acids)
Source: RefSeq, a predicted model, not a curated record
CACGAGCCACUACGAACCUCUGGCUCCAGGGAAGGAAGAAAUGUAAUUUCCUCUGCUGCCUGUGGCUACGGAUUCACAUUGCUGGCCUCCAGAACCAAAGAUGUCACCAAAGUUUGGGGCAUGGGGCUCAACAAAGACUCUCAGCUUGGAUUUCAUCAGAGUCGGAAGGAUAAAACCCGAGGCUACGAGUAUGUGCUGGAGCCCUCGCCUGUGGCGCUGCCUCUGGACAGACCCCAGGAGACCCGGGUGCUGCAGGUGGCCUGCGGUCGUGCACACUCCCUUGUCCUCACUGACAGGGAAGGAGUCUUCAGCAUGGGAAACAACGCCUAUGGGCAGUGUGGACGGAAGGUGGUGGAGGCUGAAGUGUACAGUGAGAGUCACAGAGUGCACAGGAUGCAGGACUUUGACGGCCAGGUGGUCCAGGUUGCCUGUGGGCAGGACCACAGUCUCUUCCUCACGGACCGAGGUGAAGUCUACUCCUGCGGCUGGGGCGCCGAUGGGCAGACAGGUCUGGGCCACUACAGCAUCACCAGCACGCCCACCAAGCUGGGCGGAGACCUUGCUGGAGUGGAGGUCGUCCAGGUUGCCACCUAUGGCGACUGCUGCCUGGCCGUGUCCUCCGAAGGAGCCGUGUUCGGGUGGGGAAACUCUGAGUACCUGCAGCUGGCGUCCAUCACGGACUCCACACAGGUCAGUGUCCCCCAGAGCCUGCCCUUCUCUGGAGUGGGGAAGGUGAAGCAGGCGGCCUGCAGCGGUACAGGCUGCGCUGUGCUGAACGAAGAAGGCUGCGUUUUUGUUUGGGGCUACGGAAUUCUUGGGAAAGGACCCAAGCUUGUGGAAACUGCCAUCCCAGAAAUGAUUCCACCCACGCUCUUUGGCCUGACAGACUUCAGCUCAGAUGUCCAGGUUUCCCGCAUUCGAUGUGGACUCAGCCACUUCGCUGCCCUGACCAACAAAGGUGAGAUGUUCGUGUGGGGCAAGAAUGUCCGUGGCUGCCUGGGGAUCGGCCGCCUGGAAGACCAGUAUUUCCCGUGGAGGGUGACGAUGCCCGGCAAGCCUGUGGACAUGGCGUGUGGUGUGGACCACAUGGUGACACUGGCCAAGUCCUUCGUCUGAGUCCCCUUCCUAGCCUGUUCCAGUCCAGUCCUGUGCCUGGGUGGCUCUGGGCACUCGGUCUCCUGACGCCCUUGGUGGGUGCUGUGGGGAGUCACGGGCACACACGCUCCUGAGCAGCCUGGGCCAUUGCACUGCCUGAGAGGACAGCCGGCACCCGUCACCCUGUCCAGCGACACACGCUGGGGCCCCGUCCUGCGUGGAACGCCAGUCUGUUGGUGGUCUCUGGAGGUGGCCUCGCCACACAGUGCUCAGGAGGGUGACUGUGUCCCUGUCACAGCAGGUCAGUGUGUGCCUCAGCCUGGGCUUUCGUCCUCGCCCUCUGCACUGCUGUGCCUGGUCAUUGCCUCCGCAGGCUCCUGGCAGCCAGAAGUUCCCUGAGGAGCUGCAGUGUGUGCCUGGCCCUCGUGACCAUCCUCACUGCCGGCCUGGAGGCCGAGGAGCCCGGCAGGAGGAAGCUGCGGCCCAACACAGCCCCAGGGCCUGACUGGAGCCUGGCUGCGGACAGGAAAGAUCCGAAGUUGUGAAAAGCAUUUCAGUCUGGAAUGUAACUUGUUUUUUCCUUCACAGUGUUUCAGAAUCUCUUUUGGAAUAAAGUCUAUUUUC